Messenger RNA from Vespa crabro (European hornet), 6349 nucleotides. Its product is annotated as cilia- and flagella-associated protein 47-like. The transcript is spliced from 21 exons. Lineage: Eukaryota; Metazoa; Arthropoda; Insecta; Hymenoptera; Vespidae. The record is from RefSeq and is a predicted model, not a curated record. Gene Ontology annotation, molecular function: protein binding.
UUCAAAUUUUUUUUUACUAUUUAUAAUAAAAUAUCUAAUUUUAGAAGAAACAUUUUUGGACUCCCCAAUGUCUUCAACAUCUCGUAAUAGUUCGAUUGUUCAACCAGUCGAUAAUGUUGUUAGACUUUGUCUUUAUGGCGAGAUGGAAAUAAUGAAACUCAAUCUACAGCCCGACAUUCUAUACUUCGGUGAUCUAAAUGUUGGAGAAAUUUCUCAACGUGUCAUUUGUAUUUCAAAUUUAUCGAAGAUUGAAUCAGUUUCGUUUCAAUGUCAACCAAGGCCAGCUGUUCAAUUUAUUCCAAAAUCUGCGAAAUUGAAACCUGAAGGAUCUAUUGAAGUGAUCGUUAAGGUUCAAGCUAGAGAAAAUGUUGGAUCUUCGUUUGUGCUUUUAAUCAAUGUUAUUAUGGAUUCUGAAGAUUCAGUUUUAUCGAAAUAUCCAACGAAAGUGAAAAUCGGUACUUAUCGCGUGACAUGCAUGGUAAAUGUUCUUCUCAAGACUAGAAAACCGAUGACUCAGUUCGUUACAGGUAAUCUCUGGAUAACUCCAUUGAUAACUCAUGAAGUUGGUUUUAUGACGGAAUGUGCUACUUUCGGUUCGAAUAUAAAGAAACCACAACAGGCAAUGUUAUUAGUUGAAAAAGAUCCGAAAAGACCGUGGGCAAAUAAAAAAUUAAUUAAUGCAAAUAUUAUUCUUGAUAGUGUACCUGCUUAUCCAAAUGACACACAAAAAUCUUUGAGACCUUAUAGAGGAUUACCGGUAAAAACUAUUUUUACUGGUAAACCGCGUUACUCGGGUGGUCCUAUUCAUCCUGAAGCUUUAUCCGUUAAACAAGCGAAUACCGUAAAUAAGCACCGUUUGUAUUGGGCUGCUUAUCUUCAUAUGUCACGAUUAUCACGUAAAAAUAUAAUGGAAACAUCGGUGGUGAAAUUUUCUCAUAAUGCAGAUAACGAUGCUGAAAUCAUUUCUCGGCUUACGCGAAUUCCUAAACGGUUUAAAGAAUUACCACGGAUAUUUCCUUGCGAGAAGUUCCUUGAUAAGAAACCUUCGAGUUCUGAAAUCAACGCUGAAGUGUUGAUUCCGUUAUCGCCGUUACAAAUAUAUAAUGUUUACAUUUAUCCUACAACAAUCGAUUUUGGAAUGGUGGCAUGGAAAACAUUUAGCUAUCAACAAUUAAUUGCUUGUAACAAAAAUGAAUUUUCGAUAAAAAUUCAAUUUAUAAGUCAUUUAAAAAAUAUUCGAUUUCCUGAAGGGGAUACAAUAAUUUUACAACCUGAAAAGACUAUGACAAAGCUCGUUGAGUUUUACAGCGAUCGAAUGGGAAAAUUUAAUAAUUUGAUAAAUUAUAAUAUCAAUGACAAUCACCUUUUCGAACUGAACGUAAUCGCAGUAAUUGUACAUAAGGAUUUAUCCAUCAAUAAGCGAGAAAUUAUAAUCGGAAAAGAUUAUUUGGAAGAUGAAUCAUAUAGACCACAGUGGUCCAUUAUACAAAUUAGAAACAAAUUGGAUGCUCCAACGUGCUUCAAAUGGAACAUACUUAACUCUUCUAGUUUCUAUAUAGAGCCAAAAUAUGGUACUAUACGAGGUAACAGUAUUUUAAAUACGUAUGUGUCGUACAAUACUGAUUUUUCAAGAUCACCUUUUGCUGAGAUGAUUAUAAAAUGCGAAAGCGGGACUUUUUCGACAUUGCAGUGCAAUGUCGUAUUACCCGUAAAGCCAAAAGUUGUAUUCGUCAAUAAUCGUACAAAUUUAGGGGAUAUAUCUCUUAAUUUACCAUCCAGAGCGUACGGAAUUUUAUUUAAUUCUGAACUCACAGAGGUUUUUUAUGAAAUUGACUCUGCAUCUUUAAUACGUGGGUGCGAAAUUAAUCCACCGAAUGGAAUAGUACCACCACGAGGGAUUGCUAUUCUCGAGGCAUCUUUCAAGUUCGAUGUAUGUAUCGAUUUUACCGUUAUAAUAUGCAUUAUCGUUCAAAAGCAUAUAAAAUUACAGUGGAAUGUUACAGGAAGCGUGCCAUUUCCACAAUUAAAAUUUACACCAUAUUUCAUAGAACAGCAUCGUGUAAUCAUAGAUACAUUUCAGAGUCAUCUGAUAACGGUAAAUAAUAUUGGAACAACUAGGUCAAAAUUGCAAUUUGUUUUAGAAGAGUAUCCUGAAUUUAGCGUUGUAAUAAUACCAAACAAAAAUAUCGUAGGUAUUGUGAUAAUUCCAGCAGGAUCAAGUAUGAGUUUUUAUCUACAUUUUCAACCGCUCGAUCCAGCAAGUUAUGUUUUUUAUCUUCCAAUAAUUAUCAAUGAUUUACUUGGACCAGUAUUGGAAACAGAUCCGAAAACAUUAAAAUCACAUGAAUAUCUAUUGUCACAAAAAGAAUUUUAUAAAGAUAUAAAAGGAAUUACGUUUCUUAAAUUACCCUUGAAUCUACCUAUUAUUUCUAUUAAUUUCACGGUUGCUGGACGUGCUGUACUGUUCAAUAAGUUCAAAUUUAAUUUUAAUGUCGCCAGCGAUAAUGUAAUAGAUGAGCUUAGAAUCGACAAUCCUGAUACGUUGAAAGAAGUUAUAAUAACUAUAAAAACAGAUAAUUUCAUAGAGGAAGACUGUCCAUUUUAUAUCCAUUGGUCUUAUGGUACCUUUCCAAUGAUAACGUCGACGUCAAUUGUAUGUAUGUUACUUCCAAGAGAAAAAAUUGUUUUUUCUAUUGGAUUCAAGCCAAAUUGUCGGGGAGCUUUUAAGCUCGAAGCCCUAGUUUUUAUACGAAGGAAUACAGAAGAUAUAUUAUUUAAUACAAUUCAUUUUGAUGGUAUUAAUGCAGAAGAAUCAAUGAAAGCCGACGUCUCUGAAAUAUACCUUUUACCUGUACCUUUUAAUACUUGUAUAGAGGAAAGAUUCAAACUAAAAGCUCAAUAUUUUGAGCAUACUUCGAACAUUUCAUGGAAUAUAUUACCACCUGAUAGAUGUAGUGGCUAUUUUAAAAAUGAUAUGUUAACUAUUCGCUUUCCAAAUAAUAAUAUUAUUCCUGCUACAUCGUACACCGAAUUAGAUGUUAUUGUCUCGUUUAAAAGCAAUUCAACAGUAUCAUUUUGCACAAAGAUUGAAUUUCACGCUGAACGAAGCCUUGUUGUAUGCUUCGUGACAGUUUAUGCGGCAGCAGAUAAUAAUUUGCUGACAACUCACGUUUAUCUUACAACUACGUUCGAUUAUAAUGACAAAAUAAUUUACGAAAAAGAAAUAGCAAUGCCUGUUACGAAUUCAGUUAUUGAAUAUGAAACAGAAGAAGAUGAUUACAAUAAUAAACAGAAUUCUUUAUACUUUCCAAGACAAGAAAAAAAUUCUACUGUAAGAUCACAAACCAGAAUUUCGUACCAAGAAUCAUCCAAUGUUAAAAAAAAAUUAUUGACUUCGAAAUUUAAUACGGAAAAAAUUGAGAAAGAUGAAAUUGAUGAUAACGAAUAUAUUCAGGAAGAAGAGGUAUUUUUAAACCAAACUCAAAGUCUGGAAGAUUUGUCUACCUCUUCUAUCGAAAUAUCUGUUGAGGAUAAUAACGUUUCUAGCAAAAUAAUGUAUCCUUAUUUUCCAGAGAAUAAUGGAAUUGUGAAGUAUGAUUAUGAACAACAUAUGCAUGGUAUACUACUAUGCGUCGAGCAAUGGUUAUAUACAAAUAUUUUUAAAUAUAGUUUCUAUGCAAAUAUUUCGAAUGGUAUCACAGCUAUUUUCUCGAUCGUCAAUCAAGAAGAAACAAAAAGUAGUAAUAUUAAACAAAAGAAUCGAUCAUUUGUUUCAUUAUUAUCACGUGUUAAAUAUUGUCAAAAAGAAUAUCAUUUCAAUGUUAUUAGGCCAUCAUUGCCUCUGGAUGAUAUUUUACGAAUUGAUGUUAUCCUUCGACAAUAUGAAAGAAUACUCGAUUUUUUACUCGAACAAGGAGCAUGUUUGGCUCAUGUAUCAGCAUACUUUCUUUUGAAUUACAAUGAUUAUAUUACUUUCAUUGAUUCCAUACAAUUUUCUUUACAAAGAAAGAAAAUAGAAUCUUAUCAAUUUACAAAAUUAUCUAAGUCAUUAUUCGAAUCAAGAAGCAAACAAUGUUGGCUGGAUUUAAUUUUGCAAACAUAUAAAUGUUUUAAAUUAAGUUAUAUAAAUGAGAAUGAAUUAAGAACAAAAUUAACAGUAUGUUCAGAAGAAUUUUCAAAGCGAUUUAUAAAUUCUCGAGAGUUCGUGUCGACGACUGAGAGGUUUGAAGAGAAUUCGUCCAGUAUUCAAAGAAUGAUAGAUUUUCAUGAUAAAUCCGUCGAAAAUGUUAUCAAUCUUAUGCACGAACGUAUAAAAGAAAGUAGUGAUCGUUCGAACGAAGAAGUAUUAUUGUUAUCUUGGUUGUAUCAUCAUUAUGAAGAACAAAGAACUCAAGAUUGGUUAACCGAUAAAAAAAUAACAUUAACUUCAUCAAAGCAAAAUAAUAUAGCACAUGAAAAGAAUAUCAAUAAUUUCGAUUUCAUUUUGUCAGACGGCCUCGUAUUAAUCGCAGUUACUGGUGCUUAUUGUCCUUUUCUAAUUGACGAGUAUUUUUCAAAUUUAUAUAUUAAUCCCAAAAGUAUCGAAGAGGCAUUACACAAUGCAAUUUGUUUGGUAACCAGCUGGACAAAAAUUAGACUUGGUUUUAUGAUAACACCCUCACAAAUUGUUCAUCCUAACAGUGUGCAAAUGUUGAUGCUAGUUGUCCAUUUGUUUGAAACUUUACCUUCCUACUUACCGAGAUUAAAGAUAAGAUUUAAUUGUCCUUUAACGAAAACUGUCAUUAAACAAGUAACUUUUACAAAUGUAACGGAUAAUCCAGUCGAAUAUUUGUUAGUUUUUAUUGGCAACGACAAUGGUUUUUUCUCGUUAGUACAAACUCAAUCGCACAUUCGUAUUAAUGCUCACGACGGCGUACAAGUGAAAAUAUGCUUUCAUGCAAAAAAGAUAAGAAAAACAAAAGCGUAUUUACUUCUAUGCGGUGCUGCAUAUGGCCCACAAUUUGGUAUUAAUCAAACUUAUAUAUUGGAAGGUAACAUUAACAACUUAGAAGUAUCGCAAAAACACAUCAUACGUAGUAAACUUUAUCAAAUCUUGAAUACCAUUUUAAUCAUUAAAAUACCAUAUAAAAAUGCAGCAGAUUACGAAAUAUGGAUGACGGAAGAGCAACCGACUAAUACAUCAAAUUUAAAAAUGACAAAAUGGUCAGAAUUACGAACAAGAAAAGUACUUAGAAGAUUAUUUUUGAACCAAAAGAUUAUCACAGUUGAUGAAGAUGUAACGGAGGUUAAUUUAGGAAUCACCGUUGCAUGUGUAACACCUACUACUAGAAAAUGUUGGCUCAUUUGUCUAUCUGAAACGGGCGACUUCAUUAUUCAAAUAAUUUCACGUUGUCAACCAACUGUAAUCGAUCAUAUUGUGGUACAGUAUAAUAAAGAAUACAAAGAGUGUAUUUGCACUGAUGACCGAGGAUCGAAUGCGGAUUGUCCAUGUAACGUUACAGUUCUUAUACCAUCUCGGAAUAAUAAACUUUGGAACUGUAUAGCCCAUAUGUUCCAGAAAACAUUAAAUGUCAAAGAACGCGCGUUCUGGUCUCGAUAUUUAGACACACAUAUUGGAUUAAGACUAAUACACUGGUUCAUGGGUCAUAACAUUGAGACCGCGAAUUUAGAAUUCACGCAUAUAUUUAAAGCAAAAGUUAUGUACUCUGUUUCUGCAUCAAAAGAAAGUGAUCUUCUCACAGUACCAGAGACUUUUAUCAUAAAUGGUAAAUAUAUUUGCUUAAUUGUAAGUGUCACCCUUCUUGCUGUUUGUUUAAAAUUUUUUUUGUCCGUUUAUAUAAUAUCUGAAUUAUGCUAAAGGAUUGAUUUUUUAAAUAUUACUAUGUACGCAGACGUGAGAUUAGCAAAUCAGUACGUUCCAAUGAUUGUUCAUCUUUUACCGACUGAUUUUCGAGUAUAUGAGACAACGUUAUCUUUGACUUCUGAAGAUGGUAAAGAAUUACGGCUUUAUGAAGUCAGUUUUUUGCAUGUCGAUGAGUGAGUACAAUUUUUAAAUACAAUUAAUACUUAGUUAUUGAUUAUACAAUACAUUUUACGAACGCAAGGAGAUAGGAAUAAAUUAACAACAGUACGUUUUUUUAACGUACAUGGAUGUUUUAAUGUACUUUCGUUUGUUCGCAUAAAAUUACUGGUACACAUGUACAUUUUUUUUUCUUUUUUAUAUGUAAGAUAUACAUAAAUUUAUUAUGAUAUAAUAAACAAGAAAUAUCGUCACACUGAAAAUUUCAUAAGAGAAAAUUCAAGUCUUAAAAAAUCGUUCAAUUCCAGAGAGCUUUGAGGUAUAAUAUUA